Molecule: messenger RNA, 1488 nt
Organism: Syngnathoides biaculeatus (alligator pipefish)
Lineage: Eukaryota; Metazoa; Chordata; Actinopteri; Syngnathiformes; Syngnathidae
Gene: sap18
Product: Sin3A-associated protein
Exons: 4
Coding region: 17-478 (153 amino acids)
Biological process (GO): negative regulation of DNA-templated transcription
Cellular component (GO): nucleus
Molecular function (GO): transcription corepressor activity; transcription factor binding
Source: RefSeq, a predicted model, not a curated record
UGAAACAAAUCGUGAAAUGGCGCUUGAAUCGCGUAUUACACAGGAAGAAAUCAAGAAGGAAACAGAAAAGCCAAUUGACAGAGAAAAGACCUGUCCCCUUCUCCUGCGGGUUUUCACCACCAACAAUGGCCGACACCACCGACAAGAUGAAUUUGCCCGUGGCAGUGUUCCCUCCAGUGAACUGCAGAUAUACACAUGGAUGGACGCUACUCUGCGGGAGCUGACCAGCCUCGUCAAGGAGGUGUAUCCAGAGGCCAGGAAAAAAGGAACCCAUUUCAGUUUUGCCAUCGUCUUCCCUGACCUUCGUAGGAAAGUGUAUCGUUUCAAAGACAUUGGCAAUACGGUGUCUGGCAAGAAGUGCGCCGACGACUCCAUGACGCUGCAGUCUCAGCGCUUCCAGAUCGGAGACUAUCUGGACAUAGCCAUCACGCCUCCCAACAGAGCCCAACCCCUCGGUCCACGCAUGAGGCCCUUUUGACCAAAUACAUUCUUGACAAAUACACAAAUCCACCACCAGUUACGAUAAUGUUGCAUUGUUAGUGUUUUUUAGGUAUGAUUUUAGGACUAUUUUGGUGCCCUCUUAUACGAUGUGAUCAAUAAAUGUGAUAUCUCCCCCCCCCCAUAUUUUGAACGUUUUAUUGUGUGGUUAUUCCUGUGUGCUUUGGCUACUCUUGGACGCCCCUCGGCCCAUCCUUCAUGAAAUUUCAAAUAAUCCAUGCACCUAAUACAGAAGCAUGUGAAAAUGGAUGUCCUGAGACAAGGUGUAGGAAGAGUGAUUCCUGAAUUUCAUCAAAGAUAUCAAUUAACUCUGAAGUGCUCUAAAAUGUUUUUCUUGUGCUCAUAACUACUUCUUGAAAAUCAACUUGCAUAGCAAACAAAAAACACUUCAUCAGGUUUUUGCGGUGCGAUUCUGUUGAUUUGACUUCCCCGUAUUAAAACAUUUUGCUUUAUGGCGGACAUUUUAAAUAGUAAUCAUGCCGCAGCUAUCAAGUGUUUGUGUUUAAGCGCCAAAACUAGCACACAUUUUGCUUUGAGGUGCUAUUUCAAACUUGUGCUCUGAUGCUAAUGACUUUUUUUCUCCAAGGUCCGAUAAGGGGUGACUUUUGAAACAAUUUUGCUGCUAAGCACCCCAGUCCAAGUCUCCUCGCUCAUUUAUCAUUGCACUGGCAUAAGAACUGACCUGAUCAUUUACCUUAUUAUACCCUCCACUUUGUUUCAGAUGUCAAGAAGUGUAUGCAAUCCAAAUACAUUAUGUGACUCGUCUGAAAUAAUACAUAAUUAUGUGUUUGUGUGUUUUCAGUUUCAGUUCACUUUUUAAGAACUACGUUUGUUGUUGACCUGUUCCUACAGCAGCUGACAGUUGGAACGUACUCUGGGCAAAAAUUCUAUAUAGUAUUUGUAAGUUACGCUGGACAGUAAAACAAAGUACUGUAUACCGUUGUUUGAGCAGGAACAAUACACAUUGAUAUAUUGUGGUUUGUGACUUGU